UUUAUUUUUAACUAUAGCAUAAUAAUUAUGCCAAUUAAAUGUUUUGUGCCUGUGUGUAACUCAGGUUUACCCAAACAAAAUAAAAUGAAUAAGCUGCAGGGAAUAAAACCGCCUUCAAUAUUUCAUCCUCCUGAGAACAUGAUUGAUACUUGGAAUGUAAAAAUUCCACGAGCUGAUAAGUUAUUAACAAAAAAAGAUGGAGUAUGUGAUCUACAUUUUGUUUCUGAAGAUAUUAUUUCUCAUAAAAUUUUUGAGGAUAAAGAAGGAAAUGAGAUAAAAUAUGAGUUUAAGAAGGUUAUUUUGAACCCAAAUGCAAUACCUUGUAUUUUCCCUAAUUUACCUUCUAAUUUCAACAAACCAGAAAAAAAACGAAAAUCUCCAAUGGAAAGAUCAAUAAGACCAAAUAAUGUUAAGAGGAAUAAACCUAUUGACAUAAAUAUUGGAAAUCAAACAAUUGUUAGCAUUCAAUUAGUCACUGAAGACACAGUUAAGAAUAUAAUUGAACCAUUUAGGUAUAAUGUUCAUACUGAUGCAAAUAAUAUUAAUCUACCAGGUGCAAUGUGGGGGAUGCAUACUGAUUAUUCAGAAAAAACAAUUUUUACUCAUAUCAGAGGUCUUUUUAAUGAUAAAUGUAUUAUUUUCAUUACCCCUAAUGUAGCUAAAGUAUUUCUAAGAGAGAAAUAAACUCAUAUUGAAAAACGUG
This is a messenger RNA of Sipha flava (yellow sugarcane aphid), 703 nucleotides long. RefSeq lists its product as uncharacterized. NCBI's taxonomy places the organism in Eukaryota, Metazoa, Arthropoda, Insecta, Hemiptera, Aphididae. Bases 28 to 684 code for a protein of 218 amino acids. The record is from RefSeq and is a predicted model, not a curated record. The transcript is spliced from 4 exons.